GGCAAGCCUGUGAACGGUAACCACAUUGAGGGGGGCCGGGUGUCAACGCUCACGUGAUGCUCACGUCUUGUCGGCGGACUUGCUGGCGUAGAGACUCACUCCGAGCAUGACAGACACCGCAUCGCUGUCUGGUGGUUCGCUCCUCCUCGCAUGGCAGCUCAAACACAAGAACGUCCUCAUCGUCGGCGGCGGCGACGUCGCCUCCGGACGCAUUGAAUCCGUGCUCGUCGCCGACGCUCAUGUCACUCUCGUCUCGCCGUCCGCCGGGCUCCACCCGCUCACGAAGCAAUUCAUAGAACGCUACCCGGACCGCAUCACCUACCAUGACCGCACCUUCGCCGGCGCGUCCGACCUCGAGAGCGUGGACAUGGUCCUCACCGCCAUCGACGACGUCGAAAAGUCGCGCGAGAUCUGCGCCCUGGCGCGCGAACGCCGGAUCCCCAUUAACGUCGCAGACAUCCCGCCCUCAUGCGACUUCUACUUCGGGUCGCAAAUCCGCAGCGGGCCCCUCCAAAUCAUGAUUUCGACCAACGGGCAGAGCCCGAAGCUCGCGAACAUCAUCCGCAAGCAAAUUGAGGCGAGCCUGCCGGAGAACGCGGGCGGGGCGGUGGAGAGGGUCGGCGUGCUGAGGAGCAAGCUGCGCGAGCGCGCGCCGGGGGUGGGCGGGGAGCUGGGCAAGCGGAGGAUGCGGUGGAUGAUCGACGUGUGCACGGACUGGGAGAUGGAGGACCUCGCGCUGCUGGACGAGGAUAUGAUGGCGAAGCUGCUGGACGACGGGUGGGAGAAGAACCGCGUCCCGAGGCUGAAGGAAGUCGGUGGCUCGAGGCGGCGGUCGUCGCUUUCGACACACAAAUCGGCCAAUACCUGGCUUGUGUCUGCGGCGGCCUUCGCUGCUGGUGCUGCAUGCAGCGCCGCUGUGUUCCUCGCCCGCCGUCGCUGACCGUACACACUUGAUCGCACUGCGCGGGCCCGGCCUCGUUCCCGACGUACGUCACGAGGCGCUACCCGAGUCAAGGAGGAUCCUAGAGGAAGACCGAGCAUUGAAUACUAACUCAUAGAGUUGCCACACUGUACCAUACACAAUCGCCCCGGAAUAUCCUGGAUAAUAGACCUUAGAUGUCGAGGCGUUGGCCAGUGGGCCGGCCGCUGAGUCAGUGCGUGACAUGCGUCCGUCGUGUGCC
Rhodofomes roseus is the source of this 1181-nucleotide messenger RNA. Its product is annotated as siroheme synthase. NCBI's taxonomy places the organism in Eukaryota, Fungi, Basidiomycota, Agaricomycetes, Polyporales, Fomitopsidaceae. The record is from RefSeq and is a predicted model, not a curated record. Bases 107 to 940 code for a protein of 277 amino acids. Gene Ontology annotation, molecular function: protoporphyrin ferrochelatase activity; precorrin-2 dehydrogenase activity. Gene Ontology annotation, biological process: siroheme biosynthetic process. The transcript has a single exon.